AUGACUCUCCCAUUCAACUCCUUCCUCCCCAUUUCACCCCCUCCCCCCUCCCCAUCAGGUCCCCAUGGUCUCCUAUUCCGCCACGGACCCCUCCCUCUCACCCCGCUCCCACCCCUCCAUCACUCGCGUUGGGCCAUGACUCUCCCAUUCAACUCCUUCCUCCCCAUUUCACCCCCUCCCCCCUCCCCAUCAGGUCCCCAUGGUCUCCUAUUCCGCCACGGACCCCUCCCUCUCACCCCGCUCCCACCCCUCCAUCACUCGCGUUGGGCCAUGACUCUCCCAUUCAACUCCUUCCUCCCCAUUUCACCCCCUCCCCCCUCCCCAUCAGGUCCCCAUGGUCUCCUAUUCCGCCACGGACCCCUCCCUCUCACCCCGCUCCCACCCCUCCAUCACUCGCGUUGGGCCAUGACUCUCCCAUUCAACUCCUUCCUCCCCAUUUCACCCCCUCCCCCCUCCCCAUCAGGUCCCCAUGGUCUCCUAUUCCGCCACGGACCCCUCCCUCUCACCCCGCUCCCACCCCUCCAUCACUCGCGUUGGGCCAUGACUCUCCCAUUCAACUCCUUCCUCCCCAUUUCACCCCCUCCCCCCUCCCCAUCAGGUCCCCAUGGUCUCCUAUUCCGCCACGGACCCCUCCCUCUCACCCCGCUCCCACCCCUCCAUCACUCGCGUUGGGCCAUGACUCUCCCAUUCAACUCCUUCCUCCCCAUUUCACCCCCUCCCCCCUCCCCAUCAGGUCCCCAUGGUCUCCUAUUCCGCCACGGACCCCUCCCUCUCACCCCGCUCCCACCCCUCCAUCACUCGCGUUGGGCCAUGACUCUCCCAUUCAACUCCUUCCUCCCCAUUUCACCCCCUCCCCCCUCCCCAUCAGGUCCCCAUGGUCUCCUAUUCCGCCACGGACCCCUCCCUCUCACCCCGCUCCCACCCCUCCAUCACUCGCGUUGGGCCAUGACUCUCCCAUUCAACUCCUUCCUCCCCAUUUCACCCCCUCCCCCCUCCCCAUCAGGUCCCCAUGGUCUCCUAUUCCGCCACGGACCCCUCCCUCUCACCCCGCUCCCACCCCUCCAUCACUCGCGUUGGGCCAUGACUCUCCCAUUCAACUCCUUCCUCCCCAUUUCACCCCCUCCCCCCUCCCCAUCAGGUCCCCAUGGUCUCCUAUUCCGCCACGGACCCCUCCCUCUCACCCCGCUCCCACCCCUCCAUCACUCGCGUUGGGCCAUGACUCUCCCAUUCAACUCCUUCCUCCCCAUUUCACCCCCUCCCCCCUCCCCAUCAGGUCCCCAUGGUCUCCUAUUCCGCCACGGACCCCUCCCUCUCAGCCUCCUCUCUACUCUUCGUUGUCUUCUCCUUCUUUCCACCCUCCCUUGCCCCCAUCAGGUCCCCAUGGUCUCCUAUUCCGCCACGGACCCCUCCCUCUCAGCCGCCUCCUACCCCUUCUUCACGCGCACCAUCCGCAGCGAUGCGCUCGAGAUGCAGGCCAUAGCGGACCUGGUGACACAUUUCAGCUGGCUGGAGGUGAUCACCAUCUACAGUGAUGACGACUAUGGGAGAAACGGAGUUAACCAGCUGGCGGUGCUGCUGGAUAAGGCGUCAGUGGACGUGGUCAAGAGCAUCGCUGUGCCGCUCGACGCCUCCCUCUCAGACAUCAUCGUGCGUCUGCUCGCCGCUCAGAAGCUGGAGUCAACGGUCUUCAUCCUGCAGCUCAACCUCGAGCUCAUUGUGCCCGUGCUCACUGCUGCGUCUGAAGUGGGGAUGAUGACGCCGGGCUACGUAUGGAUAGCAACCGAGGGAGUGGUGUCGGAGCUGGAGAAUCUGCCGGAGCUCUCCACGGAAGGCAUGAUCGGCACGCGCAUCUUCGUGCCGCCCAGCCCCCAGCUGACCGAGUUUGAGCGCGCGUGGCAGGCGGAUGGGAACGGGAAUGCAACGAAUGGCAGCGGGGCUUUUGACACGACCACACUCUACACGCUUUUUGCUUACGAUGCCCUCUCCCUUAUCGCACACUCCAUCCACGCGCUCCUAUACCCCAACUCCCCUCCCCCCAUCAACGCCCCUCCUGCCGCCAACGGCAACGCCAAGCGGUGGCGAGCGGUGGAGUUGCCAAAGGGAGGAGGGGCUUCUACUGACCUGGCACGGCUGCUGGAGAACCUUGACGGUACAAAGCUCAUGGCGGCUGUCACACGCACGACAAUCGACGGGGUCACAGGGAGAGUGUCACUGGACGCACAGGGCGACCGCAUUUUCACAUCAUUUGAGAUAGUCAAUGCAGUCAACGGCCGGCUGCGCUCCAUUGGCUACUGGACCAGAGAGAGCGGCCUCGCGUCUUCUCUCGAGCCAUCAUCGACAAGCAAGGAUUCGGGCCAAUCAGUGCUGGCAGGCGUCAUCUGGCCGGGCGGGGUGUCCUUUUUGCCGCGUGGUUGGUUCCCGCGUGCCCACACGCCCUUGAAGAUCGCCGUGCCGUACAAGCAGGAUUUCACACAAUUCGUGCAGAUAGCCACCAACGACACCAUCACCGGCUUCUGCGUGGAGGUCUUUCGGGCGGCAGUGGGGCUGCUGCCCUACACGCUGGACUACGAGUUCGUCCCCUUUGGCGUUGGGAACCUGUCUCUUAGUUACACUGAUAUGCUUCGACUCGUGGCCAACAAGACAUUUGACGGGGCAGUCGGGGACAUCACCAUCACAGAGGAGCGCCAGCAGCUCGUUCAGUUCACACAGCCAGUGCAGUCUGCAAGCCUGUCAAUGGCAGUGGCUCAGGAGCCAACGAGCACGGGCGCGUGGUCGUUCCUGUCGCCCUUCUCGCUGACCAUGUGGCUGGUGAUCCUGGCAUCCACCGCCUUCACCGUCGUCACCGUGUGGUUCCUCGAGAAGAACCAGAACGAGGACUUUUAUGCCCACGGCAAGCUCUCCAGCCAGAUCAUCGACAGUGUCUGGUAUGCGCUCACCACGAUCGUCUUUGCGCAAGACAAGCCCAUUCAGACCACCAUGGGGCGAUUAGCCAUGAUGUGUUGGCUCUUCCUCGUGCUCAUCGUGACUGCCAGUUACACCGCCUCCCUCUCCUCCAUCCUCACCGUUCAGAACCUUGCUGCAACCCCUGAUAGCCUUGCUGUUGCAAUUUCUAUGAAGCUUCCUCUCGGUUACCACGAGGGGUCCUUCACCUACAAUUACCUCCUUGCCAUCGGCAUCCCCGCUUCAGUGCUGUUCCCGCUGAAAUCCAUGGCUGAAUUCGCGGACGCCCUGGGGUCAGGCAAGGUGAAGGCCGUGAUUGAUGAGGCGCCGUAUCUGGACGUAUUCAACUCGCGCUUCUGCAGCUACACGCGCGUGAAGGAGCAACUUUCUACGUUCAACUGGGGAUUCGCCUUUCACAAGGACAUGCGCGUGCCCUACGAUCUCUCAAUAGCAAUCUCAAAGCUGGCGCAGUCGGGGCAGCUGCAGAGCAUGCACGACUUCUGGAUCAAGGGCUCCACCUCCUGCUCCCUCGGGCCCUCCGUUUCUUCUACCAGCCUCGGCCCUGAAAACUUCUGGACGCUCUUUGUGAUCUAUAGCGCGGUGGCGGUGCUGUGCUGCCUUGUGUACUGCGCCAUGUCGGCUUAUACGGGGUACAGGAUUCUGAGUUAUUGCAAGAAGCUGGAGAAGGAGCUGAAGGAGGAAUUGGAGGGAAGCAAAGCAGGGUCCUCCAGGAAGGGCAAGGCAGAGGAAGGCAGCAAGGGAGCGAAGGGCGCAGGUGGCGUGUGGGGCAGCAUUCGUUCCGGGUUGCAGACGAUGGCGGAGAUCAACUUCUUUCAUGCUCUCUUCGUGGGGCUGGGGUGGAAGGACCCCCCUGACGUGCACUCUGCUCUGGUCGCCAACCAGCUACAGCACAUUGACCUGGGCAAUUACAGCACUCGUGGUGAUUUUGGUGGUGAUGUUGGUGGUGCUGCUGCUGGUGCUUCUGGUGGGUUUGAUGCUGCAGGUGGGUUUGGCGGUGGUGCUGGAGAGGAAGGGGAGAGAGGGGGUGUGUUUGCCCGAGUUGGUAGCAUGGGUGGGAGGAGCUUCAAGAACACUGAAGGCACCACCGCCAGCAGCACAGCUCGUCUUGUGAUGCGACUCAGAAGCUUCGGACAAGACGAAGGUGAGAGAGGGGAGAGAGGGGAGAGAGGAGGGGGAGGAGCGUUCGACCGAGUUGGAAGCAUGGGUGGGAGGAGCUUCAGCAAUGCGGACCGACCCACCAGCAGCAGCGGCAAUCGCUCGAAGUCAGGCAAAUCCCUCAAGAGGCGGUUUUCCAGGGGAGCCGCCGCUUCUUCUCGGGCAGAUUCGUUCAAGAACAAUGAUUUCCGGGCAGGUUCUUUCAAGUCCGCCUCGCUGAAAGCAGAUGCGUUCAUAAAGCAAAGGUCCAAUCUUUUCAAAGAGGCAGCGAGAGACGCGAGAGAGUCAAUCAAGUCAACGCCAGUCAGGAGGGCAGGGUCGUUCCGAGCAGAGUCAAUGCGGUCAGCCUCGUUCAAACAGUCCGAGGCUUUCCAAGGGGGGCCUGUGGCCCGGGCGGGGGGUUUCCGAAGCGCUUCUGUGCCCGGAGGUGAGGGGGUCAGCAGGGAGGCAGUGGGAGAGCGGGAGCAGCAGAGGCAGGAGAUUCGGCAGGAAGGGGGGGUGAAGCAGUUUGUGCGGCUGGAGAGUAAGAAAGGAAGCUUUAUGAAAGCGGAGAGUUUCAAGAGGCCUGGUCGGGCAGCUUGA
This is a messenger RNA of Closterium sp. Yama58-4, 4698 nucleotides long. Lineage: Eukaryota; Viridiplantae; Streptophyta; Zygnematophyceae; Desmidiales; Closteriaceae. The record is from the annotation of a GenBank genome assembly.